This is a messenger RNA of Acaromyces ingoldii, 3114 nucleotides long. RefSeq lists its product as hypothetical. Bases 184 to 3084 code for a protein of 966 amino acids. The record is from RefSeq and is a predicted model, not a curated record. Gene Ontology annotation, cellular component: COG complex. Gene Ontology annotation, biological process: intra-Golgi vesicle-mediated transport. NCBI's taxonomy places the organism in Eukaryota, Fungi, Basidiomycota, Exobasidiomycetes, Exobasidiales, Cryptobasidiaceae. The transcript is spliced from 4 exons.
GGAGGACCGAUGGCCGCGGCCGAUGGAGCGACCCUCACGCGGUUCAAUGGCUCAGCCGUACACGAGAAUGGGCCUUCACGGCCAGAGACGAACGUCGAUGGCAAGGGAGACGCUCGCAGCAGCGAGCAACGGGAGCUCGAGCGCAUCCUAGGGCGUUCCACCACAGCCCAUGGCCUCUCUUCCAUGGACUUGGCACCCUUCUUGGCGCCAGACUAUGAUCCGCAGACAUAUGCGAACCUCAUCAUCGAAGCGCCCCAGUCGGCCUCACCGGCCGAGCUAGACGGAGAUGCAAGACCACCAGGUCCGGAUCGCAUCGGCUCGUCGUCGGCGCCCACUCGACGCCUGCUCGAAGCACCCACAGCAAGCUCGAGCAAGGCCAUCGAUGUCGAGGGCGACGUGAGUGUCGCAGUCGGCCGCCUCAACCUCGCCAUCGACGACAUUGAUCGCCUGAUCCGCGACGAGGUGACGGCCAACGCCCACGACCUGCUUGCGCACACCACGUCACUCCUCGACGUCCGGCCGACGCUGACGACGCUUCGGACUGCGCUGGAUGCACUCUCGGCGCACAGGGACAAGCUCAUCCAGCGCAUCGCCACGCCCCAUGCCGAGCUCAGGCAAGCGGCGCUCAGGCAAGCCAAAAUCAGGCAGGCUCAGGCGCUCGUCCGUCGCGCAGAGAAGUUUGUGCGACUCGUCAGGCGUCUGCAGACGCAGAUGGACGCCCUUAUGGCUGUUCCUCCUCGAGGGGCCGCGGGAACAGCAAGCGAGGCAAAGAGGCUCGAGAGACUGGGGGAGGAGGAAGAGGGCGAGGGAGAACAGCAGCAGCAGCAGCAACAGCAAGCCGGCGUCGCGGACGAAGACUUGAUGGACGAGGAGGCUGGCGAGCAGAGGGGACGUGGUCUGGCAAGGGCCGCGCUCAGCGUCUCAGAAAUCACUGCCCUUGUCCAUCCUCGACCGCCUCCGCUGCUGCCAAAGUCGCAAGGCGGAGAAGAUGCGAGAGAAGGAGAAGACGACGAAGACGACGAGGACAUGAUACCAUUGACGAGCCUCGAUCUCGUGAAUGCGUGUCUGCCACUUGUCGAAAGAAGCCGAGAGAAGGUGACGGACCUGAUGGAGGACAUGGUGGUCAUGGGACUUCGCGAUCUCUCUCCUCUCUUACUGAGCACCUCGCUCCAGACGGCAUUCAACCUUGGUCAGCUCGCAGACCUCGUCAGGGACCUCCUGGCGGAUCUCACCGACGUCAUUCGAGACCGAGUCAAGGCGGCAUGUGACAUGAAUAGCCUCUCGAGAGAGCUCGGAAGUCGAGAGCCGCAAACGCAGCAGACAGCCACGUAUGCUUCCUAUCGAUCCAGACGCGGAGCCGGCGCAGGGACUGAUGCUGCAUCACAGUCGGCUGUUGCUCAGCGCUGGAGCAAUGCUUUGUGGAGUCGAUUCGAGACGCUCAUCGUCAACGAGAUGGGUGCUGUCUGCAGCAAAGUUUAUACACUCGAGAGGGUCCUUAGCCUCAAGACCGACAAGGUCAGCGGUCGUAACUACCUCGACGACGCCAUGCGCGUUCUUGGCGAUCGGCCCAGCACCAUCUUUUGGAACACUUUGAGUGGCGCCUUGAGUGUUCAGACACGCGAGGCGACAAGGGGUUCUGCUUUUCUGUCGACGACGCUGUCCUCUGGCUAUCCCAGACUCCUGAGGCUCUUUCAGGAAUUCUUUGCGAGAGUCUCUGUCUAUACAGACUCGACUUACACGCAUGCACAGCAGAGCCCAGAGACGAUAUCAGUCUUGCGAUCGGUCUCGCACCUCGAGCAGAAUUACCUCGCCAAGACUUCGUCGCGCUUCGAGGGCAUCAUUGCUACCUCUCUUGUGCCCGAAGCAAGGCAGUUACCCACGGCAGCCGAUGGAGAAGGCUUGGCCCGAGUGGCUACUGAUGAGAUUGAUGGCGCUCGCUUCGAUCCUCUACUCCUCGUCGCUGUCGUGAACACUGUCAAAGAAGGAAUCAGAAGUGCCUUGAGUGCGAUCCAAUCGAGGCAGAUCAAAGACUCGUCUGUCUAUUCGCUUCAAGCAGCUGCCACGACACCAGCACAGAGUCUCAAUGCCGGUUUGACGAGCUUUACCUACCAUCUCCUCGUCGGACUGCAAAUACUACUUGGUUCGGACCACGUCGCGGUCUCCAGUCAGAAUGGACUGGGAGGCAAUCCUCGGUCCACUGCUCCUCCUCAGGUAAUCGAAGAGAGUCUCAAAGACCUCGUCGAUCAUGUCCGUCACCUUUACGAGACCGAACAGCGAGGGCCAAUGCUCAGUCACCUGCAAGACGACAUCGACGAGAGUUUCAACAAGAUGCAUUACGUCGACUUUGGCCAGCCUGUGCCCGACGCCGUCAGUGGGUCUGGGAGCGCAUACAUGGUGGAGCUCUCAGAGAAGCUCUGGUUCAUCCGUGAGCAGCUCUUUAGCCGGUACGACGUAGGACGGAAUGAGAAAGCCUCUUGGACGCUUCAAGUGACCAAGUACGCCUUGGAGCAGUUUGUUUGGCAAGCUUCAUUGCUUCAUCCGCUUGGAGAAGGAGGCAAGCUCAAGUUGACGUCCGACAUGACCGAGCUGGAAUUUGCCGCUUCUCAGCUCCUGGCCUCUGCCGGCGGAGGCGCAGAUCUAGGAUCAGGAGGUGGUCUGACAAUGGCCGACUGCGGAGAAUCUUUCAAGGCUCUGAGAACGUUUAGACCGAUGCUGUUCCUCGAAUUGGCCAAAUUUAGCCUGAAGGAAAGUGCAGGCGACGGUGAAGGGGCGAAGCUACUUCAGGCAAAGAGCGGUCUGGACCCGCUCGUGGUCGCGCAUCACUUGCUGGCUAGGGGCAGCAACAAGGCCAAGAAAAACAGCGCCGUCUUCCCAUGGCAGGUGCUCAGCGAAGACGAAGCCGGGCUUGGCAAGACUCGACAGGAGUACCUCUCGUUCAUCGCCGAGGACGACGCUAGGUCCCGAGCAGCAGCGAUGGGCGCCAUGGGGAAGUGCAUUGAGAAGCUUCGAGCUCAGGAGCAAGUCCCGGUGGAUAAAAAUGUAUUGCAAGUCCUCGACUCGUGGGUAGAAGCUCAUCAACACUAGAAGUCUGCUUUCCAAUGCAAAGUUACAGGC